AUGAAUAAUAUGACAAGCACGAACGAUGCAGUCCCCAACGCCACAGCGGGCAACAGCAACUCCAAUACUACAGGGAACGUCAGUAACAAUGGCAACACACCUCGGAACUUUCUGAGCAAUAUUGGUACCCCAGCGUUUAACUUCUCGCAGAUUCCACAGCAUAUACUACAGUCUCUUUCCCAGGCACAAUUAAGGGCCAUCCAACAGAGACACCAACAACUGCUAAUGGCACGUAUACAACAACAACAACCGCAACAGCACCCUGCACCACAGUCACAAUCACAGUCGCCAGGCCAAACUCAAGGACAGAUGCAGAUGCCCCAGUCCAGAGAGAACAGCAACACGAACCCAGCUACGCAGAUGCAGCAGAUCAAUAUUCAGCAGAGGUUGGCUCAGCUGGCCGAGCAGAAAAACCAUGGCGACACAAACCCUUUCAACGUGAACGUGCCGACACCCCAACAGCAGCGGCAACCGCAACAACAACAGCCGUUCCAACAACAACAAGGACCCCCACCACAGCAGGACUCCCGCAAAAACUCCAACGUCACUCAGCCGAUUAACUUGCCACCUCAAAUAGCACAGCUGCCUCUGCCAACACAGCUACAAGUCCUGAAUACUUUGAAGCAACAAGCGAUAAGCAAGGGCAACCCAACUGUCGUAUCCGCCAUCAUGCUUGCUCAGAAACAGGUGCAACAGCAAAUAUACCAACAACAGCAACAGCAACAGCAACAGCAACAGCAACAGCAACAGCAAGGUCCUUCACCACCACCACAACCGCAACCUCCACAAUCACAACAACCGCAGAUGACCGUGCAACCGCAACAAGCUGUUUCCACGAGACCCGCAUCAAGGUCUACGAGUAGAAACUCGUCCAACGUUUCUACUCCUGGUGCAAACCGGUUUGUUCUAAUGCAACAGCGUAUGCAAAGCCAAUUGGCAGCGCAACAACAGCAGCAAGAGAAGCGCCACCAACAGUUGCAAAAACAGCAGCAACUUCAACAACAAAAAGGCCAGGAGAAGGACAAGCUUCCACUUGGUCCAACGAUCCGUGUUGGUACUCCCGCCACAACAGGUGCGCCAACUCCAUCUGCUUUGAACGCGGCUUCGAAUAACAUCCAGGCAAGCCAACCAAUGUCUAUGCAACAGCCGCAAGUACAAUUGCAACCCGGAAAAACGCCACAGAUAGGAAACCAGCCUACCACAGUGCCAUUUCCAGUGCCUAGUAUGCCAAUUUUUCCCCCAGAGCCUGUCCCGCCGUUACCACUACCAGCGUACCAAACCAUCAACUACGAUCCACCUGAAAUGCAAAUUCCAAAGUUUAAUUACUGGUCAACUACUUUACAAAAGGAUAAGAAAACACCGACGACGGAUACGUUGCUGUACGAACAAAUAAUUCGGAGGGAUAAGAUUAAUCUGGAGUCUCAAAAGAAGGAGAAGGGUGGAUAUGAACCCUUUAGUAUCUAUGGGUUCAGUAAUAAAGAGUACGUCUCCAAGUUGUUCCAUACUUUGAAGUACUACCAGGAUUUGAAGAAUACGAGGAUGCAAUCCAUCACAGAAACGUCCAAGGGUGUCCCCUGUGCCAGUAUCUGGGGGCCAGGGUAUAGUGGAUACGGUAACGGGGUCACAAACUCUCUCACCAGGGUCGUGCCUGGAUGGAAGGACAAAUUCCAUUUUGAUGAACUCGCAUUGUAUAGACAGGCGAUGCAUGAAACAGAGGAAGAACUGGUUCCCAUUAGACUGGAGUUUGAUCAAGAGAGGGAUAGAUUUUUUUUGAGGGACACGCUUCUGUGGAAUAGGAACGAUACGCUCGUAUCGUUGGAACAUUUCGUGGAGGAUAUGCUUGGGGAUUUCAGGUUUGACAAGCCGUACAAAUCUCAGCUUGGAGAUAUCAUUCUACAAUCCAUCAGGGAGCAGAUCCAAGAGUUUCAACCGAAUCCAUACAAGGAGAUCAGUAAAGAGAGAUUGGGUGGCGAUGACCUGAGGAUAACCAUCAAAUUGGACAUUGUCGUUGGACAGAACCAGCUCAUUGACCAAUUUGAAUGGGACAUAUCGAACACGGAUAAUUGUGCCGAGGAAUUUGCCGAGAAUAUGUGCCAGGAACUACAGCUCUCAGGAGAGUUUGCCACUGCUAUUACGCAUUCGAUUCGCGAACAAGUCCACAUGUACCAUAAGUCGUUAGUGUUGUUGGGUUACUCUUUCGAUGGAUCACCCGUGGAGGAUGAUGAUAUAAGAAGUAGACUUCUGCCUGUCAUCACGGUCAAGGAUGCUUUCCGUCCUGCUUCCGAGGCAAAAGUCUUCACUCCAAACUUGCUGCAAAUAUCAGCUGCUGAGUUAGAAAGAUUGGACAAAGAUAAGGAUAGGGACACAAGAAGGAAGAGAAGACAAGGGCGGUUCAACAGACGUGGGUUUGGUGCUGCUGCUAGUAGCGCAAAUCUGGCGAACUCUGCGUCCAAUACUUCGGGGAAUACCAGCGGUCAAUCUGCGUUCCCUACUCCUUCCUCGGGCGAGGUUUAUUUGCCAGACAUAGCGGAUGUACCGAGGACUUUCCGUACACCAAUUCCGAGCACCAUUCUACCCGGUGGGAUCGAUUUGGGUCCACAAACGGAGUCGUAUACACUGGAGACUAGCACAGAGUUGAGACCUAGAUUAGAAAGACCCGAACGGGUCCCGCCACCAUGUCAAAUCAUUGACAAUAUCCCAGGGAAGUCAUUGCUGAUAUCUGUCAUCCUACCUAAAAACAAGAAUCUGGUACACGAUCCAGUGAAAACUGAGGAUAGUUUAACGGGCGGAUCACAAUCCAUGCCCGCACAUGUAACUGAAGAUGAACAGCGUCCCGGCACGGUGAACCGCUCUCCGUCUACCACAGUAGACCGUGCAGCGGACGCGACCACGGCGACGCCAAAAAUCAAGCAAGAGGAAAUACUACAGCAAUCAAGGGAACAGAUAGCAACAUUGCAACAGGUCCCAGCCAAGACUGUCCCCGGAGCCGCAGGUAUUACCGCUGCAGAGGUGCCAAACGGCAUCCAACGUUCUGACACGGCCACCCCGCAGAGUAUCGCGACCAACGAACCCAGCGAGCAGCCAGACUCAGAGCAAGCAGCACAAAGUGCCACGCCAAACAGAACCAAUUGA
This is a messenger RNA of Huiozyma naganishii CBS 8797, 3132 nucleotides long. RefSeq names its product Snf5p (gene SNF5). NCBI's taxonomy places the organism in Eukaryota, Fungi, Ascomycota, Saccharomycetes, Saccharomycetales, Saccharomycetaceae. The transcript has a single exon. Gene Ontology annotation, molecular function: transcription coregulator activity. Gene Ontology annotation, cellular component: nuclear chromosome; SWI/SNF complex; nucleus. Gene Ontology annotation, biological process: chromatin remodeling; regulation of transcription by RNA polymerase II. Bases 1 to 3132 code for a protein of 1043 amino acids. The record is from RefSeq and is a predicted model, not a curated record.